Molecule: messenger RNA, 1740 nt
Organism: Thalassophryne amazonica
Lineage: Eukaryota; Metazoa; Chordata; Actinopteri; Batrachoidiformes; Batrachoididae
Product: serine/threonine-protein phosphatase 2A catalytic subunit beta isoform
Exons: 8
Coding region: 286-1215 (309 amino acids)
Biological process (GO): peptidyl-serine dephosphorylation; mitotic cell cycle
Cellular component (GO): cytosol
Molecular function (GO): protein serine/threonine phosphatase activity
Source: RefSeq, a predicted model, not a curated record
GUUGUUGCAGCUAGCUCUUUUUAGCAUUAGGGCUAGUCGCUGUCUUCUGUCGUAUCGGCGAUUUUCGAUUUUUUUUAUUCCCUCUAGACGACACCAGCUGGUUUUAAGCCGCAAAUUUCACAGUUAUAUUUUAUCAUGACAGAAGCUGACUAAGCGACUCUAUAGCUUUAGGGUCGUAUCGUUAAUUUAUCAGCCCGUUUGGCGGGUCUGGAGAGCUAAAGGCUAAAAGCGGCUUACAGGCCAGUGUAGCUAACGCAGCUAGCUUAGCAGGCUACCGCCUCUGUCAUGGAGGACAAAUCUUUUACUAAAGAAUUAGACCAAUGGAUCGAACAGCUAAACGAGUGCAAGCAGUUAACGGAAAACCAGGUCCGGACACUCUGUGAGAAGGCUAAGGAGAUCCUGACUAAAGAGUCAAAUGUUCAGGAGGUGCGAUGUCCGGUGACUGUGUGUGGCGACGUCCACGGUCAGUUUCACGAUUUGAUGGAGCUGUUUAAGAUCGGGGGGAAGUCGCCAGACACCAACUACCUGUUUAUGGGAGACUAUGUGGACAGAGGCUACUACUCCGUGGAGACGGUCACACUGCUCGUCACGUUAAAGGUUCGUUUCCAGGAGCGAAUCACGAUCCUGCGAGGAAACCAUGAAUCACGGCAGAUCACGCAGGUCUAUGGUUUCUAUGACGAGUGCCUGAGGAAGUAUGGGAACGCCAAUGUGUGGAAGUACUUCACAGACCUAUUCGACUAUCUGCCGCUGACCGCGCUGGUCGACGGACAGAUCUUCUGUCUGCACGGAGGUCUAUCUCCCUCCAUAGACACUCUGGAUCACAUACGAGCAUUGGACCGCCUGCAGGAAGUCCCACAUGAGGGUCCAAUGUGCGACCUGCUGUGGUCUGAUCCUGAUGACCGUGGCGGGUGGGGUAUUUCUCCUCGGGGUGCUGGUUACACCUUUGGACAGGAUAUCUCUGAAACCUUCAACCAUGCCAACGGUCUCACUUUGGUGUCUCGUGCCCAUCAGCUGGUCAUGGAGGGCUAUAACUGGGGCCAUGAUAAGAAUGUGGUGACCAUUUUUAGUGCUCCAAACUACUGCUACCGCUGUGGAAACCAGGCAGCCAUCAUGGAACUAGACGACACCCUAAAAUACUCUUUCCUUCAGUUUGACCCCGCCCCCCGCCGUGGGGAGCCUCAUGUGACCAGACGUACACCUGACUACUUCCUGUGAAUAUCCAAAGUCAUCUCUGUCAGUCAUCAAGGAAGCUCCACCCACUUUCCCUUCACCCUUCGUUUGGAUGGAAAGAUCGUAAGAGAUUCAGUACCAGGGAGAAUAAAACUAAACGAUUGGCUGAUAAACCGAUUUUAAUUGAGAAAAGGUAGAACAGCCCCCUCUACAGGCGGAAAGCGCUCACUCAUGCUGUGUUUCUGAAGAUGGUGGGGGGAAGGAAACGUUUCUAAGAUAAUAAAACUACAGACGUGGACCAAAUGUGCCAUAUUCUGAUCCUUUUGCGUCAUACAUGACUCACUUUUUAUUUUCUUUUGAGUAACGACCUACCUGACAUCACUUAUCACGUCACAUUUCACAGCAUAUGUGCUUUUUGUUUCUGUUGCAAGAUGAUUUUAAAAAAAGAAACUGGUGUCUGCUUCAAGUAGAGCAGCCGACAGGUUUAGCUGUCAUCUCGGCAAAUAUAUUACUGUAAGAAUUUGAAUAAAGACGACAGACGUAUAAUAAAAUGUCUUAUUGACCAACUUA